Cheilinus undulatus (humphead wrasse) is the source of this 5381-nucleotide messenger RNA. RefSeq names its product protein phosphatase, Mg2+/Mn2+ dependent, 1Ba (gene ppm1ba). Gene Ontology annotation, biological process: positive regulation of canonical Wnt signaling pathway; negative regulation of canonical NF-kappaB signal transduction; positive regulation of canonical NF-kappaB signal transduction. The record is from RefSeq and is a predicted model, not a curated record. Bases 449 to 1657 code for a protein of 402 amino acids. Lineage: Eukaryota; Metazoa; Chordata; Actinopteri; Labriformes; Labridae. Gene Ontology annotation, cellular component: cytosol; nucleus. The transcript has 6 exons. Gene Ontology annotation, molecular function: protein serine/threonine phosphatase activity; magnesium ion binding; manganese ion binding.
CAAUCACAGAAGGGACAGGGAGGCUUGCCUCUCCCCUCAACUGCAUGUUGAGAAAGAACGUCAUCUGCCUCAUACAUUUAGCUUAGCCAAAAUUAGCUAGUUUUUCAAAUCACAGAUAGCCUACAUCUUACCGAAACGACUGUUUUUUUUCUUUACUCGACAGUCAACGUAGCGGUUACUUAUUUAGGCUUCCUGGGUCGACGGUGCCAAAAAUGUACGCUAAAACCUUAUUCCGAUGCAGGGACAUGCUGAAAGCAGAACUGGUCGUGUGAAAUGCAGGCUAGCCUCAUCAAAGCUAGCUGACGAGCAGGGGCCGAGAAGCGAAAGUGGCUAACUUUAACGAGAGAUAAGCCUAUCACAACAAGCCUGGGUACUUUAACAUACCUGCCUCUGAAGCAACAAGGAGAAGGACCGACAGAGAAAGCUCUUUUCAUACAGCGACAGAGCCAUGGGUGCAUUCCUGGACAAGCCCAAGACAGAGAAGCACAACUCACGCGGUGAGGGAAAUGGCCUUCGCUAUGGUCUCAGCUCCAUGCAGGGCUGGCGGGUGGAGAUGGAGGACGCCCAUACUGCUGUGUUGGAACUUCCUGCUCCCGGCAUGAAUAACUGGUCCUUUUUCGCUGUGUAUGAUGGUCACGCUGGAUCUAGGGUUGCCAACUACUGCUCAAAGCACCUUCUGAAGCACAUAAUUAGUGCCACUUUAGAGGCCGGGACGUCACAAAGCUCCCAGACGGGUUCAGACAUCUCCACUAAUGACCAUCCAUCCUCAGGUCCCCCCACAGUGGAGUCUGUGAAAUCUGGAAUCCGGACAGGCUUCCUGAGGAUUGAUGAGCACAUGCGCAGCUCCUCUGACCUUCGCAAUGGCAUGGACCGCAGUGGCUCUACAGCAGUUGGAGUCCUCCUAUCUCCAGAUCAUUUCUUCUUCAUAAACUGUGGGGAUUCUCGAGCAGUCCUCUACCGCAAUUCACAUGUGUGCUUCUCCACACUCGACCACAAACCUUGCAACCCUCGUGAAAGAGAGCGCAUCCAGAACGCAGGUGGCUCAGUGAUGAUUCAGAGAGUUAACGGGUCACUGGCUGUAUCUCGGGCUUUAGGGGACUACGAUUACAAGUGUGUGGAGGGGAAGGGCCCCACAGAGCAGCUGGUUAGUCCAGAACCUGCUGUGUUUGAGAUGGUUCGGGCCCCAGAACAGGACCAGUUUGUGGUCUUAGCAUGUGAUGGCAUCUGGGAUGUCAUGUCCAACGAGGAGCUAUGUGAGUUUGUGAAAUCUAGACUCGAAGUGUCUGACGACCUGGAGAGAGUCUGCAAUGAAGUGGUGGACACCUGCCUUCACAAAGGGAGUCGGGAUAACAUGAGUGUUGUGUUAGUGUGUUUGGCCGGCGCUCCCAAAGUGUCGGAGGAAGCUGUGAGGAAAGAUGCUGAACUCAACAAAUAUCUGGAGUCUCGAGUGGAAGAGAUGCUGUCUCGGCCAGGGGAGGAGGGGUUUCCAGACCUGGUAACAGUGAUGAGGAACCUUUCUACGGACAGCGGCAUGCCCACUUUGCCACCAGGGGGAGGCCUCGCCAGCAAACGCAGUGUUAUUGAGGCAGUUUACAACCGUCUGAAUCCAUACAAGGAGGAGGAUGGGAGUGGAGCAGAGUUGGAGUGCCACUGGUAGCUGCCAGCACAACUGCCCGAUCUGGAAGGAAACACAGGACCACUUUUCCACACAAGAUCACAUCCAUAGUCACCUCUAAAUCUCCUCUGGGAUCUUUUUAUUAUUCACCAACACUGAGAGAUCAAUCACAGCUGAAAUCAGAUUGAAAACAAAACAACACACUCAAUUUGGAGGACUGCAAAACAAGUUCUUUCGUUUUUUUGUAGAAUAUAAUGGAAAAUAAAAAGAACUGCAUUGAUGGUCUGAGAACAGGACUACAAAUACAGUACUAGGAUCUGAGACGAAGCAGAGAAGCCCAGAUUUUUACUGGCUCUUGUUUUUUGUUUUUUGUUUUUUGCUUUCUUUGUGGUGAUUGUUUUUUUGAAUUGGAUUGACAGAUGCUGCUUUGAACUCUUUGGUGCCUGUUUUAGGACUGAGAAAGAGACCUAAUCCAACAGCUGGUCUGCGAAUCAUUGCUAAACCAGCUGCUCAUGGACAAGAUACUAGACCCAACAGUUAUUUGGCUGCAUUUUUGGUGCAUUUGUUUUGAAAAGUGAACCUGACAAUGGACUACACAAGCUGGAGACUCCCAUAUUACUUAAACUGUCCAGUCCAGACAGGCUUGGGGUUCUGGGCAUUACUGGUACUUAAAAAUGGGCCCUGAAGCAAGCCUCCAAGAAUGGAGUGAAAGACCAUCCAAAGACCUGGAGGUUAACACCUCAGGUUCACCUGUGUGAUGGGAGCCAACUUAGGAGAGGAAUCCACCUAGCAACAAAAAUCUGUUUUGGCUUCCCAGUACCAAGCCCAGACUAAAACAGGAAAAAGAAUCACAUGGAGACAGUUGACUCUUCUUGCACGUCCCUGUUCACUUUUCUCUCCUCCUGUUUGUCAAAGGAUAUUACCAAACGGUGGUUUUCUCAUUCUUCCCCUUUUGUCUGUAGCUAUUUUCGCUUUCCUCUGCCACUUAAAGUGACAGAUAGCUGUCAUUUGUAUUGACGGACAUUGCCAGAUGUAAGCUUUUGAGCCUGCUGUUGUUUAAGAGAUAGAAAAAUAGAUAUUAUAUAUAAAAGUCCUAUAAAUAUAUAGAUUGAUAUAUAUUUUGAGUUGUUUCAUCUUAAUUCUUAACCAUGGUAUUCGUUGUGGCCUAAAGUGGUGUGGUCCUUGUGUGCCAAGAAGACAAUUUAGAACACAAAAAAGUUGCACACAGUGUUCCACACAGCAGCUUUCCAAAGACAGGGUUUGUGGUAAAAGAGCUCCAGCCUCCUUCUUAUCUUCUGCUUGUACUUCUUUUUCUACUUCUCCUUUAUCCUCUUCUACUCAACACAUGCACAAUCCUGGUUCUGCUAAAACUUGCCUUUUCUAUUUCCUACAUAUCCUGUUUAAAAUAAAAACUAAAAAAGAGCUUUUUUGUUGAGAUUGAAACAACUUCAUGAAAAAAAGGUUAAUUUUAUAAUGUUUUUGAUAUACACAAGUGGCUUUUUAGAUUACAUUGGCUGUGCUCCUACAAUAGAUGGAUAUGGAAACAAUGGGAGCACAAAAUAAACCUUUUACUGCUUAUUUGAGGGAGAGUUAAGUUUUCAACUAUAUAAAUUAAAUGAGGGACAUUGUUGGACAAAAGAGAAGAGUCCCAGAGCUGUUCCUGUCUUUGAUUUUUCCUUAGCUGUUUUGAAGAGACUUUAGCCCAAAGGCAAAGGAUGAUAGCUGGGAAAUCCCUGGUUCAGACUUUUUGGAUUAACCAGGAGUCCAUUUCAUUUCUGCCACCCCAAGCACUAAUACCUGAAACUUCAGACAUACUCUUUGUCAUAAGAAGCCUCUUCCUUUUUAAGCAACUGUGCUCAUAGACAAAGUAGACACACAUGCUUUGCAUGUGUACUCUUUUCUGUAGAUUCAUUAAAACAGUAUAAAAAACCUGUAAUAUACACUUUUGUUCAAUCAUUCACUGGUAAAGUCAUUGUGCUUUCUGAAGUGGCAGUAUUGAAAGAGAAACAGCCUAACAAAAGUUUUUUUGGCUGGUUUAUGUUCUUGUGGUACACUUGCUCUCAGUGCCAUAUGACAAAUAGGUACUUGAAUGUGUAGUUCUUUUGCAGUUGAGUUGUUUUGAUGGGAUGAUUGAAUAGUUUUGUGGUGGAGGGGUGGGAUCUCUAUAACUGUGCAUGUUUUGUGAUUGAGGGAAGGAGUGUAUUUUGUGUGUAAGUGGGAGAUAUACUUACUGGGUGGAUGGGGGUAAUACGACUAUAUGCUCAGUGUGGUGAAAUAUAAUAUUAAGAUUUUUUCCCACAUCUACUCCUGACAAAUUCUGAAGCAUUUCAGGAACACUUCCCCUGUGUUUCUUGACACAUGUUGGGACCAGUGGGCAGCUUCCCCUGUUGUAUGGGGAGGGGACUUCAUCCUUAUGCUAAAAGGAUGCAUCGAGAUGGUGGCUGAGCAAAGUGUCAGAUGCAAUGACAGUUUUGCCUCUUUGUGAGAGCUACAUGUAAUACAGCAGUACCAACAGAAGAAUCAAUAACGUACUGGGGAUCAUAAAACCUAAUGAAGUAGGUUCAUCUUUAAAGCUAUCACUAGUCAUGUGGUACAAAUGCCAUCAACGCCGCCCACGGUAAAUUGUAUGACUACUAUCUGCUGUAUUCACACAUCAGCUCACCCAAGUUCUUGAGGAAAUUUUACCAGGUUCUCUGGCAAGAAACUUUCUGGGUAAAGUUUGGGUGAAAAUUGUGCUGUUUGUCUCUACACAUCAACCCCCCCCCCAAAAAAAAAAUGUUCAGGAAAUAUUCAUUUUUGUCAGUGUGUCAAUAGAGUUAAACAGAGGGAUGGCAAUAUUGAAAGAACAACUUGUUAUUGUAUGACAUCAGUCAUGUAGUUUUUGAAUCCUAAAGAAAGACUUUUUAUUGGCAUUUGGCCUAGAAUUGAAGAAAAUCUAAUGAGGAUCCUGAAAUUCUGUAUCCUGAAAUUUCUACUGCCUAUGCUAUUUCACCACAAUGAUCAAAGUCCUUCAGUUUAGGUUUUUUGUUUAAGCUAUUUCAGACACUGGGUUCAGACAGGAAUAACAGGAGGGAAGGAGGGAGAAAUGUUGAUUUUGUUGAAUGUAUUUUUUUUUUCAUUAUUCACACUGAUUCCACUGCAUGGACUGAGUAUGAGCAGGGCUGCGGCAUCUGCAGCUCUCCUUACUGUGUCGUCUUUUAUUGAUAGAACAAGCUCCUUUCUGAUUUUCUGUCUGAUCUCUACUCACAUGGAACUUUUUUUAAGAAACCUUGAGGUUUGAUAAAUUUAACCCUAGCUUGUUGCUUCAAUUUCAGAACAUGUUUGGCUAAUUUUACAUUUGGAUUGAAGAAGGCCAGUGAGAAUUUGGAAACUCAUGCACAAUACAACAUAAAACACAACAUUCCUAAUGUGGGCUCUUAGGGAUAGAAAUGAACCUGGUGUCUUUUUUUCCUUCUGCCCUCCUUGCUCACUGUUUCAAUACAAACUGAUGUGAGUGAUAAAUUCCACUUUUUUAUUUAUUGCUGUGCUUUGUAGCUCUUUAAAAAUGCUGUAUUUUGAAGACACAUUUAGGUAAUGACAUGCUGGUGUGCAUUUGACGGUAAUUUAUCACCCACUCACUUUCACCUUUGAGGAGACUAAGGGAGGUGAGCUUUCUGAAACACAAAGGGUAUUCACAUCCCUUCUUCCUGUACUAAUUUCCCAGUAUGCUAAUGUGAUGUUACAGACCAUACAGUGAACAUAAACGUCAAUAAAUGAUGGAAGUUUA